CAUCGAUAAUUUCACAGCUGUAGAACAAAGCAGCGAGCAAUUGCGUCUCAUUAAUAAAAAAAAACGAAAAUAAAUAUUAAAGCGAAUCAAGUUAAAGAUCAAAAUGUCGGAGAUAAAGGCGUUGGAGCACGCCACACUGAAAGUGCCAUACGAAAUACUAAACAAACGCUUUCGCUCGGCCCAAAAGAUAAUCGACCGAGAAGUGGACCAAGUGAUGAAUGUAUCGAGACAGGUGGAAAAGGCCUUGGACGCAACUGAGGAGGAUCAGGAGCCUGCAACGCUUGCGGAGGUGACCAAACUGAUGGGAAAUGUGGCCCAAAAGCUGCAGGUGCUAAAGCGCAAGGCGGACGAGAGCAUAACGGACGAGCUGAGCGUCACACAGAUCUGCAAGCGUAAGUUGGAGCAUCUCAAGGGGAUUAUGCCACAGAAUCGCAGCACUGGCGAAGUGUGUCAGGGUUCGGUGGAUCAAUGGAAGCGCAUACGACUGGAUCGUCUGGUCAUUGAGCAUCUGUUGCGCAUGGGGUACUAUGAGACGGCCGAGGAGCUUGCCGCACGCUCCGAUGUUCGUCAUCUGACCAAUCUGGACAUAUUCCAAACCUCACGUGAGGUGGAGGAUGAUCUGGCCAAUCAUAGCACUACCAAGUGUGUACUUUGGUGCAUUGACAACAAGUCAAAGCUGCGUAAAAUCAAUUCAACUAUUGAGUUUAGUCUGCGUGUGCAGGAAUUCAUUGAGCUAGUGCGUCAGAAUCAACGCUUUGAGGCGGUGAAGCACUCCAGACGCUACUUUCCAGCUUAUGAGAAGACGCAGCUGAAUGAGAUCUGUCAUGUGAUGGCACUUCUCGCCUAUCCUGUCGACACUGACCUGGAUCACUGCAAGAGAUACAUGGAUCCCAAGCGCUGGGAGCAACUUGUCUUGGACUUUCGCCAUGAGAACUAUCGCCUCUUCCAACUAUCGAAUACAUCAGUAUUUUCAGCAGCCGUUCAGGCUGGUUUAUCAGCGUUAAAGACGCCACAAUGCUACUCACAGACCUGUCGCAAUCUCAAUUGUCCCGUCUGCCAGGAGGAUCUCAAUCGGAUUGCGCUCAAGUUGCCCUAUUCCCAUUGUGUGCAGAGUCGUCUCAUUUGCCGGGUCACUGGACUCCCACUCAACGAGCACAAUCAGCCCAUGAUGUUGCCAAAUGGACAAAUCUAUGGCCAGCAGGCGCUGAGGAAGAUCACCAAAGAGGAUGGCACCACAACUUGCCCCGUAACCAAUGUCAAAUUCACAAAACCCAAAAUCGAAAAAGUCUUUAUCAUGUAAACGGAACUAACACUCAAUCUGUCAGCCAGGGACAUUUAUUGUUUUAAGUUUUCAAACAAAUAUUCAAUUUUAUUGUUUACAAAUCACUUAACGGAAUCACUUUUAUGUUUAAACAAAAAAGUUACGGAAUAAGAUUUAAUUAAGAAAUUUUAUUUUAAAUUUA
Drosophila innubila is the source of this 1463-nucleotide messenger RNA. It is a transcript of the gene Kaz, whose product is annotated as E3 ubiquitin-protein transferase MAEA. The transcript has a single exon. Bases 104 to 1300 code for a protein of 398 amino acids. Gene Ontology annotation, molecular function: ubiquitin protein ligase activity; protein binding. Gene Ontology annotation, cellular component: nucleus; cytoplasm; GID complex. Lineage: Eukaryota; Metazoa; Arthropoda; Insecta; Diptera; Drosophilidae. Gene Ontology annotation, biological process: proteasome-mediated ubiquitin-dependent protein catabolic process. The record is from RefSeq and is a predicted model, not a curated record.